Molecule: messenger RNA, 3594 nt
Organism: Penicillium manginii
Lineage: Eukaryota; Fungi; Ascomycota; Eurotiomycetes; Eurotiales; Aspergillaceae
Product: DNA repair ATPase SMC5
Exons: 6
Coding region: 1-3594 (1197 amino acids)
Biological process (GO): double-strand break repair via homologous recombination
Cellular component (GO): Smc5-Smc6 complex
Molecular function (GO): ATP hydrolysis activity; ATP binding
Source: RefSeq, a predicted model, not a curated record
AUGGCACGAAGUUCGGUCCCUCAACGUCGACUCCACGAGGAUUCCGAUGACGAUGAUUCCGACUCAUCCCACCCCACCCCGAGCCCCAACAACAAGCGCCAACGUCUGAGCCCCGCGGAGGAAUCCAGUGAAGAGGAUGAAAGUGGAAACACUGAAGCCGGGGAGGGCGCUAGUGCUAGUAAUGAUUCUGACGACAAUGACAACGACGAUGACGACCAGGGUGAAACAAGUGAGGACAUGGACGAUGCGGGCGCAAGAGCUAUCGCUCAACAGCCAGUUAUUGACCAUGGAGUUGGCCCGGGAGGUUAUAAGCCGGGCGCGAUUGUGCGCAUCAAAUUGACCAACUUCGUGACUUAUAACUCGGCGGAAUUCUUCCCCGGCCCCAAGUUAAACAUGGUCAUUGGGCCUAACGGUACUGGCAAGAGUACCUUGGUCUGCGCUAUUUGUCUUGGUCUCGGAUGGGGCCCUCAGCACCUCGGACGCGCAAAAGAGGUCGGCGAAUUCGUCAAACAUGGCUGCGCCGAAGCCAAAAUCGAGAUCGAGCUUGCUGGACGACCAAAAUUGUCGUACAACCCGGUGAUCACCCGUACGAUCAAGCGUGAUGGAAACAAAAACACAUUUACCCUGAACCGGAAACCCUCUGGUUUCAAGCAAGUUCGUACUCUGGCGCAAUCAUUCGCGAUCCAGGUCGACAAUCUAUGCCAGUUCCUGCCUCAAGACAAAGUCGCUGAGUUUGCAGCGUUGACUCCCAUCGAACUUCUUCACUCGACACAGCGAGCAGCAGCUGGACCGGAGAUGGUAGAAUGGCACACCGGCAUCAAGAAGCUUCGCGCCGAGCAAAAGCAAUUCGAGAUAGACAGUCGCGCGGACCGGGAAAUGUUGAAAAACCUCGAGGAUCGACAGGAAAGCCAGCGAGAGGUGGUGCAAAGGAUGCGUGAGCGAGAUGUCAUCAAGCGAAAGAUGGACCUGCUUGAAUUCAUGCGCCCCAUCGUCGAAUACAGAGACUACUACACCCAGUUCAAGGCGCUGAAAGAAAAGAAGGCCGCUGUUGACCAAGCUUAUGACCGGCUUAGGUUGGAAGUUGAACCCGCUUUGCAAUCUCUCAAUGCAAAGCAAGAAUAUUCCGAAAAAAUCACCGCUGCGAAACAACAUCGCAAGGAGGAAGUCGAGAAAUUGACAAGAAUAGCCAAACUGCGCGGGAAGAAGAUUGAAGACUUGGCAGGAUCCAUCCAAGGAUUGAAAAACGAUAUCGAGGCAGAGCGAAAGUCAGGCCAAAAGCACAAACAAGAAGCCACAAAUGUCUCGCAAAGUAUCGCCCGACUGAGAAGAGAAUAUGAGGAAGAGCCCGUGGAAUUUGAUCCUGACCACUACAAUGAACGGCUGAGAGAGAAACGACUUGAAAGGCGUGAGAUUGAAGCCAAGGGGGAGGAAAUGAAAGCUCGGAGGGCCCCGUGGGUCGAACAAGGGAGAGCUCUGAAUUCCAAAAUCGCGGAGUCUGAGCAACAAUUAAAACACUUGGAUUCAGCAACCGGAAAACAAGAGAUGAAGUUGCAUGCUGUGUCACCCGACUCUCUGAAAUUCUAUCACUGGAUUCUCAAGAAUCAAGACAAAUUCGAACACGAAGUAUUUGGGCCUCCCAUGGUAACCUGCUCUGUGGCUGAUCCAAAGUAUGCCGAUGUCAUUGAAUCGCUUUUCCAGAAGAGCGAUUAUACAGUUUUCACAGUGCAGAGUAGGAACGACUUCCGAACGCUUCAGAAGAAUAUCGCCGAACAGAGGCUUGCAGAUAUCAGUAUCAAAACAUGUUCCAAACCACUCAGCCACUUUACAGCGCCUGACUUCAAUGUCCAAAGUCUUGGAUUCGACGGAUGGGCCAAUGAAUUUCUGACUGGGCCCGAUCCAGUCAUUGCCAUGCUGUGUAUGGAGAACCGACUGAAUCAAACACCGGUCGGCCUCCGUGAAAUUUCCGAGGAAGCUUUUGCACAGAUGGAAAAUGGCACACUCAAUUCGUGGGUAUCUGGCAAGCACAGUUAUAAUGUCACUCGCCGCCGAGAGUAUGGCCCUGGUGCCAAAUCAACUCGUGUCCGCCAGGUCAGGCCUGCACAAGCCUGGACUACAAAGCCAGCAGAUGCAUCUAUCAAGCAACGGCACCUCGAUGAUAUCCGACAGAGCAGGGAACAGCUCGCCGAGCUCCAGGCCAACGUGAAUUCAGAUAAAGCUGCGGUGGCUGAGCUUACAGCUGAUCACAAACGAGUUCAACGUGAAUAUGAUGAAAUCGAGGCCGAGAAGGCCGAGAAACAGACUGCACAUACGCAUUGGCGGUCCAUUCCCGAUAGACUUGCCCAACACGAGCAGAAGCUCAGGAGCUUCCAUGAUCUCUUUGAUGAAGUAAGAGAACGGGUACACGGCUAUCGAAAUAGACAAGAUGAAAUCGCCAUUCAAAGGGCUGAGUCUGCAAUCGAAUACUCUGAUGCGGUUGAGAAACUCCGUCAAGCCUACGAGGAACUCAUGAAAGCUGAGAUACGACAUCUGGAAGCGAAUUCUGAUCUUCAAACUCUGAGAGCCCGGCACAGUGAUGUUUCCAAAAUGCUCGAAGAGAAGCGCCUAGAGGCGGUCCAGAUUUCCAACGAAUUCAAAGAAGGAGCCAAAAAGGGCAGACAUAUGAUAAACAAGGCAAAGCAAGUCAGCCUUGCAGUGAAAGAAAAAGAAGGGGGCGCUGAAGCUCUUGACUCCGUCAAUGAACCGGGGUAUACCGAAGACCAACUCAAUGCAGACAUCGACUCUAAGAAAGCUGAGCUGGAAUUUACCCAUGGUGGAAACGAGAAUAUGAUCCAAGAGUUUGAGCAACGCGAGCGCCAAAUCGACAAGUUACAGAGCAAACUCGGUGACUUGAACAAGACGCUGAGCGACUACAGCGAGGCCAUCAACGAAGUGCGCCAAAAAUGGGAGCCGAUGUUGGACGCUCUUAUCAGCAAAAUCAGCCACGCCUUCUCUGACUCAUUUGCACGCAUUGGCUGUGCUGGCCAAGUCAGUUUGGACAAGGUGAAAUCUGAGGCUGGGCCCAACAAUGACCCUCCCGCCGAGUAUGAGUACGAUCAAUGGGCGAUUGAAAUCCACGUCAAGUUCCGCGAAAGUGAAGAGUUGGCACUUCUGAAUGCUCAUCGCCAAUCCGGCGGCGAGCGAGCUGUGAGUACCAUCUUCUACCUGAUGGCUCUACAAUCGCUCUCAGCCUCGCCAUUCCGUGUUGUCGAUGAGAUCAAUCAGGGUAUGGACCCUCGAAAUGAGCGCAUGGUGCAUGGUCGCCUGGUUGACAUUGCUUGUGCGUCGAGCAACGAGGAGAGCAAUUCCAUCGGCGGUGGCGGUGGAGGUCAGUACUUCCUCAUCACGCCGAAGCUGCUCAGUGGACUUUCCUACAAGUCUGGUAUGCGGGUGCUAUGCAUCUACAGUGGUCAACACAUGCCCAAGGAGUACGCGAAACUGGACUUUGGUCGGGCGAUUCAAAAGAUGAAAGAGAUCACUGCACAAAGCGGAAGGUCCACUGGCAACGAUCAGGCCGAAGCCAUCGCAAACCAUCACCAAGUGGAUGUUUAUGCCUAG